GGUUCCCAGUGACUGUGUGUCCUUGACAGAUACAACGGCUGGCAUUUCCCUGUGCGAAAGGUGGACUAUCGCUGUCUUCUCUGCUCAUUUUAUGCUCUGGGAACUGUAAGGGCUAACCCCUAGAAACUAUGGCUUUCCUACUGAAGACUAUGGUAGGGAAUCCUAUGAAGAGUUUUGGGCUUGGUGGAUCCAGUGAAGAGAAGAAAGAGGGUGAGGGUGAAGCCACUGACCCGGCGGCAGCGGCAGGAAUGACUCGGGAAGAGUUUGAAGAGUAUCAGAGGCAGCUGGUGGAGGAGAAGAUGGAGAGAGAUGCACAGUUUGUCCAAAAGAAAGCAGAGAGAGCUACGUUAAGGCUCCACAUGAGGGAAAAAUAUAGACUUCCAAAGAGUGAGAAGGAUGAGAACCAGAUCCAGAUGGCGGGCGACGACAUUGACUUACCGGAGGAUCUCCAGAAAAUGGUGGCUGAAGAUCAGGAUGAAGAAGAAGAAAAGGGCUCAAUAUUGGGGCAAAUCCAAAACCUUCAAAACAUGGACAUGGACACCAUUAAAGAGAAGGCGACGGCCACGUUUACGGAAAUGAAACAGGCGGCUGAGGAGAAAUGUGCCCUUAUGUGAUCCCCCCGCUCCCGCUGUAUCUGGCUGACUGCACCCCCUGUAUAUGGCUGACUGCACCCCCUGUAUAUGGCUGACUGCACCCCCUGUAUAUGGCUGACUGCACCCCCUGUAUAUGGCUGACUGCACCCCCUGUAUAUGGCUGACUGCACCCCUCUGUAUAUGGCUGACGGCACCCCUCUGUAUAUGGCUGACUGCACCCCUCUGUAUAUGGCUGACUGCACCCCUCUGUAUAUGGCUGACGGCACCCCUCUGUAGCACUAUAUUGUUUCCUACAUCACAAAGAACAAUACAAAGGAGGGGAAGAUACACCAGAAACUGUCAGAGAAGAUGGAAAAGAAAGGCAAAGACUGCUUUAAUAAAAUCCUGCUGGCUCCUUCGGUUUGGUUUGCUACCCAUGUGGGUAUUUUACACAAUAUGGAGGACAAACGCAAUAAUGUUAUAAUAAUAUCUUGUAAAUACUAUUGUUAUGAAACACAAGAGUGGUGAAUAUUGUCUAAAUUAUAUCCUUAUAAACACUACUACACUUA
Messenger RNA from Xenopus tropicalis (tropical clawed frog), 1141 nucleotides. It is a transcript of the gene cplx4, whose product is annotated as complexin 4. Gene Ontology annotation, biological process: neurotransmitter transport. The transcript has 3 exons. The record is from RefSeq and is a predicted model, not a curated record. Gene Ontology annotation, cellular component: synapse. Bases 129 to 614 code for a protein of 161 amino acids. Lineage: Eukaryota; Metazoa; Chordata; Amphibia; Anura; Pipidae.